CUGUUGACCAGAGAUCCAGUGAACCCAUUCCACAGGAGUUCUGAAGGCCACGGGUCACAUGACCUGGAAGAAAAAACCCAGGAGGCUUUUGGGAUCGCUCUAUGCAUGGGCUGGCUAUCAACCUGAAGGACGGUCAAAAGGCUGAUGAACUGAUCUGAGUCUGAGUGGGAGCACGGUGAUCUGGUGUCCUGCAUGCCCUGGGAACCCGACGCCCGGCACAAAUCAGGUGACUGGCUGGCUGGAAUAUCACUGCAGUCCAUCAUCCUCUGAGGGCAUUCAAGGGCAGAGGCAUUUCCACGUCCCCCAAGCAUGGAGAACAGCAAAGUCCAGUCAGAGGGUGGGCUGAAUGUCACCCUGACCAUCCGCCUCCUCAUGCACGGAAAGGAGGUGGGGAGUAUAAUCGGUAAGAAAGGAGAAACUGUUAAAAAGAUGCGCGAAGAGAGCGGAGCAAGAAUCAACAUUUCAGAAGGAAACUGUCCAGAGAGAAUCGUCACCAUCACUGGACCAACAGACACCAUUUUCAAGGCUUUUGCUAUGAUUGCCUAUAAAUUUGAGGAGGACAUAAUCAAUUCCAUGAGUAACAGUCCAGCCACCAGCAAGCCCCCUGUCACCUUAAGGCUUGUCGUACCAGCCAGUCAGUGUGGCUCUCUCAUCGGGAAGGGAGGCUCCAAAAUCAAAGAGAUGAGAGAGUCUACAGGGGCCCAGGUUCAGGUGGCUGGGGACAUGCUUCCUAACUCCACCGAGCGCGCCGUGACAAUCUCUGGAACCCCAGAAGCCAUCAUCCAGUGUGUUAAACAGAUCUGCGUGGUCAUGCUGGAGUCUCCACCAAAAGGUGCCACUAUCCCUUAUCGCCCAAAGCCGGCCUCCACCCCAGUCAUUUUUUCUGGUGGCCAGGCCUACACAAUUCAGGGACAGUAUGCCAUACCACACCCAGAUCAGUUGACCAAGCUCCACCAGCUGGCUAUGCAGCAAACCCCCUUUACCCCUCUUGGACAGACCACCCCUGCUUUCCCUGGUUUGGAUGCCAGUCCACCAGCCAGCACCCAUGAACUCACCAUUCCUAAUGAUCUAAUAGGCUGUAUUAUUGGACGCCAGGGAACCAAAAUAAAUGAGAUUCGACAGAUGUCUGGGGCGCAGAUCAAAAUUGCGAAUGCCAUGGAGGGCUCAUCAGAGCGGCAGAUAACCAUCACAGGGACCCCUGCUAACAUCAGCCUGGCUCAGUACCUCAUCAAUGCCAGGUUCAGGGACGUGGCCGCCAUGUGGAAUGACCCCUCGUCCAUGACUACAUCCUGAAGGCAGCCAAAAUCUGGCUCUAACAUUAGCACCUCCAUUCUUAAUACAUUGUUAGCUUGGAACUACAAAGUUCUUUGUUGCAACCUGUUUCCUGCAUAUUGAUGUAAAAAUACUUUGAUAUUUAGAAGAAAAAAAAAUGCUUAUCCUGCUGUUUAAUGUGGAUCAAGUUACAAAAAACAAUCAAGAGACCUUUGAUUAAAGACUUCAUAUAUUAGCUACGCAUCAGUUAGCCUUCACAGUUAGCUUAGCAUCAGGAACAUCUUAAAACAUGGACUGGUUUCUGUGACUUUAAACCAUUAUUUUUAAUAGAGUACUCCACUGCCUGUCCAGAAAAGUCACUUACUUUCAUAUUUCGUUUACCUGCCUGUAGCUUUGAUUACUGCAUGCAUUUACUGCGGCAUUGUUGUGAUCAGCUUCUGCAAUAAAUCAUUUAUUUCCCUCCAGAGUUGCGUUAGUUUCUCACCAAGAUCUUGUAGAGAUGAUGUGAGAAUCGGACCCCUCUGUUAACUCCUCUCCUGCUUAUCCUGAAGACCUUGAACGAGGUUAAGUCUGCUGUCUCUUGUGACCAAUCCAUGUGGAGACAUUUACGCGAUUACUGACCCUGAUCAUUCCCAAAUCUUUCCAACCAUAGUUCUUCAGUGAAGAUUGCCCAUCAUCCUUAUAGGUUUUAAUAUUGCAUCGGGCAUUUCUUAGCUUGGUUUUAGUAGAAUCAACAACCUCCAUAGAUGUUUUCUUUGCUUGGUUUAUGCCAACUGCUGGAGCUUUCUGAACAAAACUAUCAUCGUUUUCGCAACCCGGAGAAGAUGUGUACGGAGGACCAACUCUGACAUAAUUAAAAAUAAAUAUAGAAAUAAUAAAUACAUGUUCAAUAAAUAUGCAUAUAAUAAAUGCACAAAAAUCCAGCAGUUAAAUUUUACAAUGAGACAUAAAUAUAAAUAUAUCUUAAUUUGCUUCUUCAUAUAUUCCUCUUUAAUAAUCAUCGUGUUUAUUUAUUUUUCAUUAUAAUAGUAAUUUUUUUAUUAAUUAAUUAGUUUUCAAAUAUAUCUAUUUCUGUGUAUGUUUUAUUAUUUUUGUGUUUUAUUCUUCCUUUCUAUAUUGUUAUCCCCAUUUUUUUCUUCGACCGUAAACAUUUAUGCCUGUCCUUUUUUCAUUUCUGUAUGUAUUUCAGCCUCGUUAUGCAAAUGAGCAGGGGGCGGGUCUUAAGGGAACAACUGCUCCCUAUUGGUUGGUUAGCAUCAGGCUUCCAUCGCUAGAAUCUACAUGUUGCUGCCAUCAAUGGCUGCCGCCGUCACAGAGGCGAUCCAGGUUAUCACUGAGAUGAGACCUUUAGCAACUUGAUUUGAAAACAACCUUGUAACUCCAGAUUUAAUUAUCUGUCGUAGGGACUGAACAUGUUUCAGUAACUGGCACACCUGAACGCUGACUAGAUCAUCCUCCUAGUUAUCGUCCAAUGGCUGCCUCUUUUCUUUUUUCUUUAUCAGACUAAAGUAGGAACUUGUUUUUGGAUAGCCAGUGCAUGACACUUGUGAAACACAAAAUGUUGCCAUGGACUUUUUUUUUCAUUUAAAAUGCUUAUGUUGUUUGUACUUUUGCUGAAACAUUAAUUUGAAAUCAAUGCAAAGCAGAUCAGGGUUUUUGUUUUUGUUUGUUUUUUAAGUCAACCAAUACAUUAGCAAGUAGCAUUUCUAGGGACUUCAAUUCUGUUGGUCUGUACUUUCAUAACUAAACUCACUAAUUGUAUCAUUGUAUGAGUAAAAUAAAUAAAUAAAUAAAAGAAGUAAAAAGUUAAAGAGAAGAGUUAGAAAACAACGGUGAUUUAAUGCUCUCAGAAUUAAGAGUGAUGUGAUGCUUCUGCCAGGAAACCCAACAGUUUUGUCCUUUUCCAACCACUGCAUGAACUCAUUAGGUUUUAAUUUAUCACAGAAAUAUGACGUCUACUUUGUUCAUACCAGCAGAUUCCAGAUUAUCAUCGCAGAAUAACUUUCACUCUUCAGCGAAAGUUUCUCUUUCACACUUUUUUAUUUCUGUCCCCCCACCAACCCGACCCCCACACCCAUCCUUCUCCCCCCCCCCCCCC
Molecule: messenger RNA, 3370 nt
Organism: Fundulus heteroclitus (mummichog)
Lineage: Eukaryota; Metazoa; Chordata; Actinopteri; Cyprinodontiformes; Fundulidae
Gene: pcbp3
Product: poly(rC) binding protein 3
Exons: 14
Coding region: 310-1293 (327 amino acids)
Biological process (GO): regulation of RNA metabolic process; regulation of gene expression
Cellular component (GO): nucleus; cytoplasm
Molecular function (GO): mRNA binding
Source: RefSeq, a predicted model, not a curated record